AUGCCUCCAAAAAGAACCUCUAAGAACGCUGAGAACAGCAACAAGAAACUGCGAAUCAAGCAGUAUAAACUUUCUGGAUUUGAGGAAGAGAAGAAGUCAAAGAAGGCACAUGGUUUCUGGAACAAUACCAAAGAGUUGGUGCUCUUACAGGAAUACGCGCACCUUUUCCCCCCUUCUUUGAAGAAAGGUGCACACAAGAAGGCAUGGCGGGACAUUGUUAAAAGUGUCAAUGACGUGACACCUGGCAAGACAGAGCUGUCUUACAACACUUGCCGUCGCAAAAUGUUGAAACUUGUAGACAUCUACAAGAAUGCCUUUGAGGAGAGGACUGUUGCUGAUACCUUGGGUGCAAAUAGAAACAGGCCAGAGGUAGAGAAGGCUGUCCGAAAGAUCCUUGACAAGAAAGAGCAGCACAAGGCGUUCAAGGUUUUUGGUCAUAAUAAGGAGAUUGCCAGACAGGACUUUAAGCUUGGCCUUGAAGGCCGUGUACGGGCAAUUGCGUCAGGAGCUCCUGACCAGAUCACAAAUCUCAGGCAAAAAUACCAAGAUUUUAUCAAAAAGAUCAAUGCAGAAAUGCAUGAAAAUUUCCCAGCAGAGAGCUCUGCUAUGGCUGCGGCCCAACCAGUUGGCAGUCAAGCUAGCUCAGCUAGCAUUGAGGAUGAGGAGGGCAAGGAGGGCGGGGAGAAUGAGAACGCAGAUAAGGAGAAUGAGAACGUGGAUGAGGACGUGGAUGAGUACGUGGAUGAGGUCGAGGAUGAGGAUCAUCUGAAGGUGGGAAAUGAAGUCCCAGAGUCCCAGGCUACCCACCAUGCUGAAGUCAUGGGGGUGCUGAAGCAGAUACUUCAGAAGAUGUGCAAUAUCAAAGAGGAAUUAAAAAAAACAAGAAAAUAA
This is a messenger RNA of Phycomyces blakesleeanus NRRL 1555(-), 891 nucleotides long. RefSeq lists its product as hypothetical. Lineage: Eukaryota; Fungi; Mucoromycota; Mucoromycetes; Mucorales; Phycomycetaceae. The transcript is spliced from 2 exons. The record is from RefSeq and is a predicted model, not a curated record. Bases 1 to 891 code for a protein of 296 amino acids.